UUAUUAUUAUUAUUAUUAUUAUUUUAAGUGUUUUUCAUGUUUACCUUCCCAGAUUCUUCCAAGCAAAGAAGAAGAGGAAGAAGAAAAUAAAAGGACUGAUUGAUGAGAUCAAUAACAAAAGAAUUUGAUUGAUUGAUUGAUUGAUUGAUAAGGAGAUUUGGGGAGCAGAGGGACAUGGCCACGGAGACCAAGCGGGGUGUGGCCAAGGUCAAGCCCAGCAGUCAUCAAGACGGUUCUUCAAAGGAAAAUUUUGAUUCUUCUAUGAAGAAUAAGAAAAUUGAGAGCUCUAGUAAACAGCCUACUGCUGAUCUUAAACAUAAAUCUGUAUCAAUUGUCACUAAAACAGAGGUAAAAUCAAAAACAACAUCCAGUUCAUCAAAGAUCACCACCACAAAAUCUAGAGUGAGAGAGAAGAAGGUAUACUCCUUGCCUGGCCAGAAAUAUGAUCCUCCAGAAGAGCGAGAACCCCUUAGGAUAUUCUACGAGUCAUUGUCCAAACAGAUACCAACUAGUGAGAUGGCAGAAUUUUGGAUGAUGGAACAUGGCUUGCUAUCCCCUGAGAGAGCCAAAAAGGCAUAUGAGAAGAAACAGAGAAAGCAAAAGAUGCAACGAAUGGGAACUCCAAUUAAAUCCGCUAAACCCCCCAGUAAACCUGAAAGUUCUCAGAAGCAGCAACAAGCAUCAAAGAAUGGCAACUUAAAAUCCAAAAAGAGAAUCAUUGACGAGAAUAAUGGCGACAACUUAACAAGUCCCAAAAGAAGAAAAGAGUAAGAAAUAAAAGUCACCUCAUAAUUUUUAGUGGUGUGUUGUUCCCUGAAAUGACCUCAUUUAUAUUUCUUUACAUUGCUUAAGUAAAGAAAUCUAAAUGAGCAAGAACUGCUAAGAAGGCAGGACUUCUGAACAACCCAGCAAUUGAUCAAGUGAGACAUUCUUUAUAUUUUCUAACUUAAGGAAAAAAUAAACAGAUGUCAUAUCUUGUUCUUCCUCUUUUAACUUGCUGAUGACAAUGUACUUAUUUCUGUGUGAAAUACAUACCCAGUAAUUGAAACACCAA
Molecule: messenger RNA, 1054 nt
Organism: Hevea brasiliensis (rubber tree)
Lineage: Eukaryota; Viridiplantae; Streptophyta; Magnoliopsida; Malpighiales; Euphorbiaceae
Exons: 4
Coding region: 175-771 (198 amino acids)
Source: RefSeq, a predicted model, not a curated record